GUGGCCAAGAUUGCUGUGAAGACAUGGCAGCCGAUGUCACCACAAGAGACAUCAUAUCCAGAGUCUGACACCGCAACUUGGUAUUGGCAUGAAAACCCUCUACUAGACGGUUCGCCAAAUCAUAAAAGUUGUCUUCCAAUGCAGUUUCCUGGUCUUGCUUCAUGUAAAGAUAUACAAGCAACGAGACUGUCACCGCUGCACCCACCAUGACCAGCAACACAAGGGCCCACGAGAUUCGAACUGCCAAGGUCUCGGGCUGAGCAACCUGUUCUUCUUUCUUGGCUGUAGCUUCUUCGGCAUUGCUGGUAGGGCUGGACUUGUCGUGAGCAACAGUCGUGUUCUUUGUCUCCGAACUGCUGUUGUCUUCGUCGUCAAAAAAGGAACUGGAUCGGCUGAUGUCGUCAUCUUCUUCUUGCCUCGGCGAAGACACAUUGUAGCUUCCUUUAGCCCCACGGGUGCUUGCCAUUGUCGAUAGCAUCUUUGAUGGAUAGUUUGAUCCGGUUUGGAAUAGCUUUGUUGCUUGCUUCUGCUGCUGUAUUUGAUGGAGCAACGGUAUCACAGGUGGUAGCUUGCUGGCGGAUUCUGUCGUCCAAGCCUGGGCAGCAGAUGCACCAGUUGAAAGAGACCUUCGUGUUCCAGUUGAGUGACAGUCACAGAGUCAUUCCGGAAUAAACAAAAGGAUCAACAAAAGGAAUUCGAUUCGAUUCGAUUGGUUCGGAGUUUUCAGCGACAUUGCCCUUGUGGCCCUUGGAAGUCAUGACACCACGUGCUCUGGAGUCGGUGGUAUUAAUACCACCGUACGGGUACUUCACCGCAGACUAUUAACCAAAUACCUCUCGAGUCGAGUGUGUUUCGGGUGUUUCGGUUGUUUCGCGGCUAGUCCAAGGGUGGCUCUCAAAUCUACUCCUGUCCAUUAGUCCAUGUGAGCGACUUGAUGAGACCGACUGUAUCUUUCGCCGAUAAUGCGGUCUUUCGUCUCUCGGGCUGUUUGCUUGCCACUCUGUACCGGUUCGGCACCAGCGGAACGACAGGAUUGCAACUCAGCUUGCUCCUAUCUCUCAGUGCCGUAGGAGCAUGAACCAUCUCAAGUCAAGCCAAGAGAGAAAAGAUCGAUGGUACGCUCGUCACAUUGUUCCCAAGUUUGUUCCCGUCGAGAAGGCCGAACGAUGGGAAGAUCUUUGGCAGCAUGGAUACUCGGUGGUCAAGUCUGUCCCAUUCGAAUGGCUCUGCUGCAAAGAAGAAGAUGAAAGCUGUGAAGGGAAGGUGGGGCAGUCGCCAUGUCAGAGGCUUCGGCAUGUUCUGGACUACCAUGGAUUCGCCGUGAUAUCAGGGGUACUGCAGACGCAGGAAUGCGACGAUAUAUUAGGAAAGGCAUGGGAUUGGAUUGAAGCAGCCAGUGAGGCAGAGUUUAUGGCUUCGACAAGAACAGUUGGUGCGGUAUCUGAGAAUGAUCAGAACGGCAAUUCCGAACUCAAUGGCAUGCACAAUGGCCAAACGACUUCCUUUCCUCCUGUUCACCGCAAAGACAAGUCCACACUAGAAUCAAAGUUCUUUCCUCGUUCUGUAGAAGGGGGUAUGAUGCCGUUCUAUGGUUCCGGUCAUUCUUCAUUUGCAUGGACGGUCCGCUCUCACAAAAACGUCCGACGAGUUUUUGAGGUCUUGCACGAUGGCGAGAAGGACUUGCUAGCAUCCUUGGAUGGCAUUGUCUUGUGGAGGCGUGGCGAGCACCACCGCACCGAUCCGGGAUGGUUCCAUCUGGAUCAGAAUCCUCGCUGCAAACCAGGGCCGCAAUGCAUCCAAGGAUUGGUCAAUCUCCUUCCCGCAAGCCCUCAAACGGGUGGCAACGUCCUGGUGGCCCAAUCGCACAAACUCUUCCCACAGCAUUAUACGACACCAUCAAUACAUUCCUGUUCCAAUUUCUACCGUCAACGCUUGGACGAACUAGGUGACGAAGAUUGGAUGGAGAUUGAUCCCAAUGAUACAGUAGUGUUAGGCGAUGCUUCCAAGGUGAUCAGUUGCAUGUUGGGGCCCGGUGAUGUGUUGCUGUGGGAUUCCAGGACGGUCCAUUGUUCCAAUCCUCCUACGGUAUCCAAAGAAACCGAGUUGACCAGCAAUGGGCUGUCGGAGACCGCGACACCACCACAGGAGCACUCGAGUGGGUUGAUUCGAGCCGCCUGUGUCGUUUCCAUGAUGCCAGCUAGCUCCGUCUCGACAGACGUAUUGCAAGCUCGGCAAGAAUCCGUGGAACAAAACCGUACACUUACGCAUUGGGUGAACAAGGUGGCGCCUCUGGGGGCAGAGCAUCAAGAUCACGUGCAAAAAGAAAAAGCAUGCAUACAAGCAAUGAAGCAGCUUGCGACAAAAAAGGGAGUUUCUUGUACCCUUUUAGGGUUCCAAGACUUGUCGGAGGCCCAACAGAGACUAGUCGUCGGCAGUCGUUUGUUGGAGUGAGGUCGUGGUCUAAUUUGAUCGUUGCAUCAUAGUGGAACAAGCGAAUCGAAUCGAAUCGAAUCGGGUAGCGGUGUCAAUUCAUUAUCCAGCACACGGUGGCAAGACUUGGCCGUCUGCGUACUAAAGUAGGUUGCUGCUAGCUAUAACUAAAAAGUGGUUACCGAUAAAGACCAACUAGAAGUCGUCGUC
Molecule: messenger RNA, 2640 nt
Organism: Seminavis robusta
Lineage: Eukaryota; Bacillariophyta; Bacillariophyceae; Naviculales; Naviculaceae
Source: the annotation of a GenBank genome assembly